GUGGUGAGUUGAAGAUGAAGAAACGCUCUUAUAUUGUGGUGGUAGUAAUGGUGAUAGUGAUGGCAGUGCUUUUAGGAGAAGCGUCUGUGGCAGAGGCGGUGACGUGCAGUCCCCUGGAGCUGAGCCCAUGUGUGGGGGCGAUCACAUCAUCGCAGCCACCGUCAAGGACUUGCUGUGACAAGGUAAGGGAGCAGAGGCCAUGCCUUUGUGGGUACCUCAAGGACCCUAAUCUCAGGCAGUAUGUCAACUCUCCCAAUUCUAGAAGGGUUGCUAGCACUUGUGGUGUUCCUACACCCACUUGCUAAGAUGGA
Molecule: messenger RNA, 311 nt
Organism: Camellia sinensis
Lineage: Eukaryota; Viridiplantae; Streptophyta; Magnoliopsida; Ericales; Theaceae
Source: RefSeq, a predicted model, not a curated record